Amphibalanus amphitrite is the source of this 2703-nucleotide messenger RNA. RefSeq names its product arginyl-tRNA--protein transferase 1-like. The transcript has 5 exons. Gene Ontology annotation, cellular component: cytoplasm. Bases 249 to 1766 code for a protein of 505 amino acids. Gene Ontology annotation, biological process: protein arginylation. Lineage: Eukaryota; Metazoa; Arthropoda; Thecostraca; Balanomorpha; Balanidae. The record is from RefSeq and is a predicted model, not a curated record. Gene Ontology annotation, molecular function: arginyl-tRNA--protein transferase activity; Notch binding.
ACCCCAGAGCGGGAUCUUCUCUGCAAAUGUAACAUCAAUGACAUCAAUUGCAUACCUAUCGGUGCUAGAAGAUAUCAAUGUUCAAAAGAGAACGACAACGACUGUAACGGUGUAUUGUAUAUGUACACGCAAAAUUCCAAAAUGUUAGUGCAUACGAGCUUGGCAAGCCGGCAAGCAUGGCUAGUUAUGCUCCCAGAAUGAUUAUUUUCGAACAUUUCGCUUGGCACUUUGCAUGAUGUUUCUGGGUCAUGCGAUAUGUGAUAUUUGUGCUUUUGGUCGCCAGUGCUGCGUCUUUGCACGAGCAGUCUAGGAGUGUGGCCGUGCAUUCCGAAAAUUUUGAAUUGAAUUUUCCGUCUAAAAAUCAGAUGUUUAGUGACCACAAUAUAACGAAGACGACUGACGACAAUGUAAUGAUACGAACAAAACGGAGCAAUCGGAAAAUAUCCCUCCGUGAAGCAAUGAAACUGGAGCGUAGGAAGGCAAAGCAACAUAAAAUGAAACGUUAUCUGCGUAAGGAAUUGCGAAAGGCCGAAAGAAAUGCGUUAAUACAGCAGAACGGCAUGCUUGAUGCGAAACGGCAAUCAAGAGAAGACGAUGUGAUGACUUCCCAUGAGGCUACUCAAGAAAGACAAAAUGAACUGUUAGCAACAGUUGAUGAUCUACCCAAGCGAGCUACAACAGUUGAGAUAUCUGUCAAAGAUCCCGGGAUGUGCAAGGUGGAUGGCGUAACAAUGUGCAAGCAUGGAGGGGAAUGCAUGUCCAGGGACGAGGGCGGCGCGCCGGUGUUCUUCUGCGCCUGCCAGCCGGCCUGGGGCGGCGACUUCUGCCACGAGCGGCGCGACCCGUGCUCGGCCGGCCUGCUCGACUGCGGCUCCAUGUUCCGCUGCCGGCGUGACGAGCGGAACCGGCUGGCCGGCUUUACGUGCGACUGCCACCGGCGGCUCGGCUGGGCGCGGCGGUCGGAGUCUGAUCCGCGCUGUAUCCGAAUCACCAACUGCUCGGAGGGUAACCCGUGUCAGAACGGAGGCACCUGUCAUCAGGAGGAGGGCGGCUUCGUGUGCGUCUGCAGCGAGCGCAGCUCUGGAGACCUGUGCGAGCACCCGUUGCCGACGGCAGCCGAGGUGGCCGGCCCGGCCGUCUCCCGGAUCGAGGCCCUGCUGCAGCGGUCGGGACAGCCGGCCGACACGGUCCCACAGCGGCGAGACGUUGACGAUACACCGCCGCCCGGGGCCUCCCGGUCUGCCGGCUACCACAGCAUGGUCUCCGCCAACUACGCCGUCCCUUCACCCAGGGAGGACACUGGAGCCGACCUGUGGGCCGACGACAGCGGUGCGGCGCCCACCGAGGACCUCUCGCCUCCCGACCCAGGCGAUUACGGCUCAGUGAUUGAUAUGAACCGCGUAUCGGCCAGAUACGGAGGGAUUGUAUCAGCCAAGUACGGCGUGCCCCCAGCGGAGAGUGAUUACAACUCAUUCCUGAGGAGGAGGGCUGCGGAUGUGGCCUCCGCCGGCUGGCCGGUGUACGGAUAUUAUAACUCCCCAUGGGCCAGUCAGAGUGGAGCCGCCGCGGCCGGGCACUACCGUAACCCGUGGGAGGGGUACGGUGCCACCGCCAGCCGCCGGCGGCGCUCUCAUGGCCGCAGAGAUCGGCGGACGUCGGCACGCCGGCGGCAGCACGAGCGGUUUCUGGAGAGGCUGCUGCGAGACGUGGAGCCCCAGAUCCGCCGGACGGCGCGAGACAGUGUCAUCGAGCUGCCGCGAAGGUGACGCCGUCAUGCGGAGCGCCUCAUCGGAUUGCUGGUUCAGCUUCAAUAUCAGCUUGGAAUACCUGUAAAAGACUGCUCUGCCAUACCUAUAAAAGACUGCUCUAAAACGUUUACCAGUCUAUUGGCUAUCACAAUGACUGAAGAAAAGAAGAAACCUCAGUCAUAUGCUGGUAUACCAGAGGCUCAGUUCCUGGAGGAUGUUGACAGCUUUAUGAAGGAACAGGGCCCCGAAGUCACAGUGGAGAUGAUCCUCAAGAGACUUGAGGAGCAGCAUCAGAAAUACAAGUUUAUGGAACUGAACCUUAUGUCGAGGCGGAAGCGGCUGAAGUCACAAAUCCCUGACAUUGAGGGCUCACUGAAGAUUGUCAAACAAAUGCAGGAGCAGAAGGGCAAGGAGGGUGUCAUUUCGUCUCACUUCCUGCUGUCGGACCAGGUGUACGCCAAGGCCGAGUCGACGCCGUCGGAGACCGUCUGCCUCUGGCUGGGCGCCAACGUGAUGCUCGAGUACUCGCUCGACGACGCCAACAAGCUGCUCUCCGACAACCUCAGCAACGCCUCCAAGAACCUGGGCCAGGUGGAGCACGACCUGGACUUCCUGCGUGACCAGUUCACCACCGUCGAGGUGAACAUGGCGCGCGUCUAUAACUGGGACGUGAAGAAGCGACAGGCGGCCAAGGCGGCCGGCGCGACGCUAUGAUGAGGGUGGGGUGCGAUGUUGAACUGCGCGAUCCGGUGAUUCACUGUUGUUCAUUUGCUUUGCGUUCACUCAACCUCUGGCGACAUUUGCCUUGUGCAGUGAUAUGUGCAAGUCUUUGACUAGUUUAUUAACACAGAUGUCUGCCAUUGCCUUACAGAUAGGUAUUUGCUUUUCUCGGCGGUUUCGAAUAUGUGCAACCUAUGUGUUAAAAUAAAUAAAUGCUGCUAAUGAUUAUAUUAAA